Vicia villosa (hairy vetch) is the source of this 1737-nucleotide messenger RNA. Its product is annotated as protein IQ-DOMAIN 6-like. Gene Ontology annotation, molecular function: protein binding. The coding region runs from base 104 to 1375 and encodes 423 amino acids. The record is from RefSeq and is a predicted model, not a curated record. Lineage: Eukaryota; Viridiplantae; Streptophyta; Magnoliopsida; Fabales; Fabaceae. The transcript has 5 exons.
UUAACCAAAUCCGCAUUUUCAAACCAAAAAAAAAAAAAAACUCUCUCUUUCUAUCUCUGUUUCUAUUACAAUUUUCAGAAGCAAAAACGGUUUGUUCUCUCCAAUGGGUGCUUCUGGAAAAUGGUUCAAAUCACUUCUUUCUCAUAAAAAAAUCUCAUCUUCAACCCCAACAUCUGAUCAAGAGAAGAAGAUUAAUGGUGAUAACAAGAGUGGUAGUAGUGCUAAGAAGAAAUGGAAGCUAUGGAAGUCAUCUUCAGAAGGAUCUUCUUCUUCAAGUAUGAAGAAGAGUGGUGGUGGUACAGCUUCUGUGUGUGACUCUUCGCUUACUGCUGCUGCGGUUGCUGUCGUGGUUCGAGCUCAACCGAAGGAUUUUAACCUCAUCAGGCAGGAAUGGGCGGCGAUUCGAAUUCAGGCUCUUUUUCGAGCUUUCUUGGCUAGGAGAGCUUUGAGGGCAUUGAGGGCAGUGGUGAGGCUGCAAGCUAUAUUUAGAGGCAGGCAAGUGCGAAAACAAGCCGCGGUUACUCUGAGGUGCAUGCAGGCUCUUGUUAGAGUUCAAGCUCGUGUAAGAGCUAGGAAUGUCAGGAAUUCUCCAGAAGGAAAAGCAGUUCAGCAGUUAUUAGACGACCAUCGCAACCAAGCUGAUUCUGCUAAACUUCAUGGAUGGUGUGAAAUUCCUGGAACUGCAGAUGAAGUUAAAGCAAAACUAAGACUGAGGCAAGAAGGAGCAAUCAAGAGGGAUCGCGCAAUGGCCUACUCUCUAUCGGCACAGUCAAGAAUGAGUGCUAGUCCAAACUCAAAAUCAGUGACUCCUCUCAAGCAUCAUCACAAUCGCGACAACAAGAGCUUAGGAAACGGCUUGUUAGAACGCUGGAUGGCGAACAAACCAUGGGAGAGUCCAAUGUCAAUCAGGAAGAGUGAAGAACUUGUUCCUACUUUUCAAACAAGAAGGAACGGUAUGACAACUAGGAUUUCAGCUCUUAAAAUCAGUCACCAAACUCCAUCCUCUUCCACCAUAAGCUCCGAGUACAUGAACGACGAUAGCGUUAUAUCGUCUUCAUGUACAUCUGGAUCUCCGUGUAUGCCAUUCAGCAAUAAUACUGUUACGGUGGAAGCAAGAGAGGAUAAAGAUGUACCAAGCUACAUGAGUUUGACAGAAUCAACUAAGGCUAAACUCAAAGCUUACAGAAGCUCUUCGCAGAAUUCUAAGAGACUCACAAUGGACGAUUGUCUGUCUCAUAACACAAAUUCAACAUUUCUGAAUGGAUAUAACAGUAUAAGCAGUUCUGGUUCCGACCCUUCGGUUAACAUAUGGAAGGAUCGUUGUGCAACACCUCUAAGAGCAAGUUACUAUCAAAAACGAUACGGCGGGAGAUAGAGAAUUUUCUAACAGUUGCAGCGUGUGAUGUGUCUGUUUUCAAUGAGUUCAACAGCUUGUUGUCCAUUGUCAUCUUGACACAGUGAGACAAACAAAUUGAGUUUUUCUGCAGUCACUAAUAGCACAUCAGUGGCUCUUUUCUGAGAAAGUGGCGAUUUUAUAGUGUAGAUAAAACAUGGAUUGUGUGAGAAAUGAAAUAGCAAACUAUUGCACUACAUCAAUUUAUAUUGUGUGUUUUGACAGAAACAUAGUGUAAGCUUAAUUUUGUCAAUGUCAUUGUGAUUUCAACAAGCCUUAAAAUGGCUGACUCCAAAAAUCAAAACCUUGACAUCAUGUUUAAAUCUGAAUAACAAGUAUGAACU